AAAAGAUCUGGCGCCAGUCCACCAGGAACAUUCCAGAACCCUAAAAACUCGGCCAACGUAUAAACGCUCCCAUUUCGCGCCUCACUAUAUAUACCUAAACCAAACUUCCAUCUCCUCCGCCCUAAUUCAUUUCUCAUUCUUCUCAUUCAUUUUCCUCUCCCUUCUACUAUUCUUUAAUCGUCUGAAAGUAGUCUAUAGCUUUCAGUAAACAAUGGCCGGAAAAGGUGAAGGACCGGCGAUCGGAAUCGAUCUCGGAACGACCUACUCUUGCGUCGGCGUCUGGCAGCAUGACCGCGUGGAAAUCAUCGCCAAUGACCAAGGAAACAGGACGACGCCGUCUUACGUCGGGUUCACCGACAGUGAGCGUCUCAUCGGUGAUGCGGCUAAGAACCAGGUCGCCAUGAAUCCGACCAACACCGUCUUCGAUGCUAAGCGUCUAAUUGGUAGGAGAUUCACUGAUGCCUCUGUACAGAGUGACAUCAAGUUGUGGCCCUUUAAGGUUAUUUCUGGACCUGGGGAGAAGCCCAUGAUUGUUGUCAAUUACAAGGGUGAGGAGAAACAGUUUGCUGCUGAGGAAAUCUCAUCCAUGGUUCUCACCAAGAUGAAGGAAAUUGCUGAGGCAUACCUUGGUUCAACUGUCAAAAAUGCCGUUGUCACUGUCCCAGCUUACUUUAAUGACUCACAGCGUCAGGCAACAAAGGAUGCUGGUGUUAUUUCUGGCCUCAAUGUUUUGCGUAUCAUUAAUGAGCCCACCGCAGCAGCUAUUGCUUAUGGGCUUGACAAGAAAGCAACAAGUGUUGGUGAGAAGAAUGUGUUGAUUUUUGAUUUGGGUGGUGGUACCUUUGAUGUUUCUCUUUUGACCAUUGAAGAGGGUAUUUUCGAGGUCAAGGCCACAGCUGGUGACACUCAUUUGGGAGGUGAAGAUUUUGAUAACAGGAUGGUGAACCACUUUGUGCAAGAGUUUAAGAGGAAGAACAAGAAGGAUAUUAGUGGAAACCCCAGAGCUUUGAGGCGUUUGAGAACUGCUUGUGAAAGGGCGAAGAGGACUCUGUCUUCAACUGCUCAGACCACAAUUGAAAUCGAUUCUCUCUUUGAGGGUAUUGACUUUUACUCCACCAUCACCAGAGCCAGAUUUGAGGAGUUGAAUAUGGAUCUCUUCAGGAAGUGUAUGGAACCAGUUGAGAAAUGUUUGAGGGAUGCAAAGAUGGACAAGAGCACUGUCCAUGAUGUUGUGCUUGUUGGUGGAUCAACCCGUAUUCCCAAGGUGCAGCAGUUGUUGCAGGACUUCUUCAAUGGAAAGGAGUUGUGCAAGAGCAUCAACCCCGAUGAGGCUGUUGCAUACGGAGCUGCUGUACAGGCUGCCAUUCUUAGUGGCGAGGGUAACGAGAAAGUUCAGGACUUGUUGUUGCUGGAUGUCACCCCUCUCUCCCUUGGUUUGGAAACCGCCGGAGGUGUCAUGACUGUUUUGAUCCCAAGAAACACAACAAUCCCGACCAAGAAAGAGCAAGUUUUCUCCACUUACUCCGACAACCAGCCUGGUGUGUUGAUUCAGGUUUAUGAAGGUGAAAGAACUAGAACCCGUGACAACAAUUUGUUGGGCAAGUUUGAGUUGUCUGGUAUUCCACCAGCUCCCAGGGGUGUGCCUCAGAUCACUGUCUGCUUUGACAUUGAUGCCAAUGGUAUCUUGAAUGUGUCAGCCGAAGACAAGACAACUGGGCAGAAGAACAAGAUUACAAUCACCAAUGACAAGGGAAGGUUGUCAAAGGAUGAGAUUGAGAAGAUGGUUCAGGAAGCUGAGAAAUACAAGGCUGAGGAUGAGGAACAUAAGAAGAAGGUUGAAGCUAAGAAUGCACUGGAAAACUAUGCUUACAACAUGAGGAAUACUGUGAAGGAUGAGAAGAUUGGCUCAAAGCUCAGCCCAGCUGACAAGAAGAAGAUUGAGGAUGCCAUUGAUGCUGCCAUCUCAUGGCUCGACAGCAACCAGCUCGCUGAAGCCGAUGAGUUUGAAGACAAGAUGAAGGAGCUUGAGGGCAUUUGCAACCCAAUCAUCGCCAAGAUGUACCAAGGUGCCGGCGGUGAUAUGGAUGGUGCUCCCAUGGAUGAUGAUGUUCCUCCUACCUCUGGAAGUGGAGCUGGCCCCAAGAUUGAGGAAGUUGACUAAAUUGAUUGAAAAUUUUCUUCUUUUAGUAUUAUUUUAAUUUAUCAGUAACCAAUGGCUGCCAUAUAUGUGGCAUGAAAACAUGAUCAUUUGCUGGUGUCCUUUUGGAUUCUGGUAAUCGAGAUGCCAGCAAUUUUUGAACCUUAGAUCUUUAUUAUAUUCUUGCUCUUUUGAAUAUGUGAGUCAUUGUGCGUGAUGGAAUUCAGUAGCAUUGAAUUUAUGAACCAUUGCUUUUGAGUUUUGAUAUUGAAUGAAAAUUUCUAGGUAAAGAGAGGUGCAAAACGUGUUAGGUUAUUCAGAUACUGUUGAAGUCUUGUUUUGUGCAAUGAAUUUGAAUUAUCGAUUUGCUAUAUAGUUGGUCAUAAAAUUAGCAACCUCGUUUUGAAAAAGC
Molecule: messenger RNA, 2549 nt
Organism: Oldenlandia corymbosa var. corymbosa
Lineage: Eukaryota; Viridiplantae; Streptophyta; Magnoliopsida; Gentianales; Rubiaceae
Source: the annotation of a GenBank genome assembly